This is a messenger RNA of Brassicogethes aeneus, 752 nucleotides long. The record is from the annotation of a GenBank genome assembly. Lineage: Eukaryota; Metazoa; Arthropoda; Insecta; Coleoptera; Nitidulidae.
AUGAAUAAUGAGUUGCGGUCGCUACGAAACGAAGAAAGGGCCUUCGUGAGGUUCAUAAACGCCACGGAAAGGACAGUGCGGAUCGUUUGGGUGGGAUUUUCGGGGCAGUACGUAACCUACAACUAUCUCGCCAAAGGGAAUUACAUAGACAUAAACACGUAUAAACAGCAUCCUUGGAUAGCCCUGGAUACAUCCACAGAAGACAGACUGCUCAUAGAUAGAAAGUACGUGUAUUUUCCCAGGACCACCAAAGAAUAUUUCGAAGAGAGGAUGCCGGGCAAAGCAUUGCCGCCGAAUUUCGAAACCAGAAUCAAGGUGUACGUAACCUUACCUCUAUACUCUCUACGAUACAGGGCUCUUAUGGAGCUGAGAAACCAUUUUGACACGACUGAAGGCAUCGAGGACUUGGAGUUGCCUCGACAGCUGACUGAAGACUUAAAGAAACUUAUUACUCAAAGAAAUAAUCAAAAGAACGACUGCAAUACUCCUCCAGAACAACCAUUAUAAUUUUUUGUUUGAAACUCACUAAAAUUGUAAUUAUGUGUAUAGAAAUUAGUCUCAUUAUUAAUAUAUCUAUGUAUAUUAACUUUAUUUAUGUAUUUUUCUAUUCUACGACAAAUAUUAGUCAUUAAAUAUCAUUUUCUACUAAUAGUUUGAAUAUUUGUAUGGAGCGACAUCUAUACAAGAAUAGAGCAACCAAAUUGAUACUAGGAAUCUAUUUUACCGGCAUUUAAAAUGACAGUGUUAGUUUG